AAACAGUAACAUCAUUAGACCAAAAAACCAAACCCUGCAGCAUUUCUUCUACAUCGUGCUGAAACAAAGUCAAUAAUAAUACUCCUUUCUUUACAUUCUCCAAAACCAAAUCAAUGUCGUCUUCAGAGAUUCUUCAACAACUCGAAACUCUGAAGGAAGAAAAGUCCAAAAUCGACCACAAAAUUUCACUUCUCGAAGCUCAAUUGAAGGAAAUUAAUCUCCAAAACGCCGCCGCUGCAUCAUCAUCAUCAUCCAAUGACUCUGUACGGUACCCUACUAAUGGAUUAGAGCCUCACAUGAUUCAUAGAUACAGUCGCCACCUUGUUCUUCCUUCCUUUGGUGUUCAAGGACAAGCGAAUUUGUUGAAGUCGUCAAUUUUAGUUGUGGGAGCUGGAGGGCUUGGUGCUUCUGCAUUGUUAUAUUUUGCAGCUUCUGGUGUUGGUAAACUGGGUGUUCUUGAUCAUGACAAGGUUGAGUUGAAUAAUAUGCAUAGGCAGAUUAUACACACGGAAGCAUAUAUUGGUCAGCCAAAAGUGAAAUCCGCCGCUGCUGCAUGUCGCUCGAUCAACUCAUCUAUUGAAGUUGUGGAACAUGAAGAAGCUUUGAAGAAUUCCAAUGCUUUGGAAAUUUUCAGCAAAUACGAUAUAAUAGUGGAUGCAACAGAUAAUGCUCCCACCCGGUAUUUGAUCAGUGACUGCUGUGUCGUACUAGGAAAGCCCCUUGUAUCAGGUGCGGCUGUGGGAUUGGAAGGACAGCUUACUAUCUACAAUCACAAUGGUGGUCCUUGCUUUCGAUGCCUCUUUCCAACUCCACCACCUAGAGCAGCAUGCCAAAGUUGUGCUGAUGGUGGAGUACUAGGAGUAGUUCCUGGUAUAAUUGGCUGUCUCCAAGCUCUCGAGGCAAUUAAGAUUGCGGCUUCUGUUGGUGAACCACUCUCUGGAAGGAUGCUUCUCUUUGAUGCAUUGGCUGCACGGAUCCGUAUUGUUAAAAUCAGAGGAAGGUCUCCACAAUGUGAAGCUUGUGGAGAAAAUGCAAUAAUGAAUCAGCAGUACUUUCGAGAAUUUGAUUAUGAGAAGUUCACUCAAACUCCCUUGUCUGAGGCUCCAUUGAAGUUAAAUCUACUUUCUAGUGAGUCAAGAAUCAGCAGCAAGGAGUACAACGAAAUCCUUCUCAACAAGGAAUCACAUGUGCUUGUCGAUGUUAGACCGGCUCACCAUUUCAAGAUUGUGUCUCUUCCAAAUUCCGUCAACAUUCCAUACGCAGAUAUAGAGUUUAAGUUGCCUGAAAUAUCAUCAAUUUUGAAGAAAGAUGAAGAUGAAAAAAGUCCGGAAUUGUAUGUUGUAUGCAGAAGAGGAAAUGAUUCUCAAAGGGCUGUUCAAUACCUUCACAAAAUGGGGUUUGCUUCUGCUAAAGAUAUUGUUGGAGGUUUGGAGGGUUGGGCUAAAAAUGUUGAUCCUAACUUUCCCACUUAUUAGCUAUGUAGUUAAAUUUUGAUCAAGUUUUAUACUUCUAACUUUGAUUAUUAUAUAUUUUUGUAGGGGUGCUGUAUUCAUUUUCCUUGUAUUUUUCACCUUAUUUUUAGAAUCCUUUGAGAAACUUUUGCAUUGGUUAGAAUAUUUUUCACCUUAUUUUCCUUGUAAUGGAUUGGUUUACAGUGCAACUUAAUCUAUAUUGUUUCUACCCAUUUCUUUUUUUAGGGACUUCCUAAAACUUCACAUCGAUCUGGUUCGAAAGGAUUCAUCCAGACGCCUUGUCUCCAAAAACAUUUUUCAAGUGUAUGUUUAUAUUCAUAUAAAUCAUUAUCAUGAUAAAAGGAUCCAUGAUUUUGAAACAUACCAUUCAGAAGCGUUAAAAC
Molecule: messenger RNA, 1855 nt
Organism: Vicia villosa (hairy vetch)
Lineage: Eukaryota; Viridiplantae; Streptophyta; Magnoliopsida; Fabales; Fabaceae
Product: adenylyltransferase and sulfurtransferase MOCS3-like
Exons: 11
Coding region: 114-1475 (453 amino acids)
Biological process (GO): tRNA wobble position uridine thiolation
Cellular component (GO): cytoplasm; cytosol
Molecular function (GO): thiosulfate-cyanide sulfurtransferase activity; URM1 activating enzyme activity; adenylyltransferase activity
Source: RefSeq, a predicted model, not a curated record